This is a messenger RNA of Dermatophagoides pteronyssinus (European house dust mite), 826 nucleotides long. RefSeq lists its product as uncharacterized. The record is from RefSeq and is a predicted model, not a curated record. NCBI's taxonomy places the organism in Eukaryota, Metazoa, Arthropoda, Arachnida, Sarcoptiformes, Pyroglyphidae.
AUCUGAUUUGAUUCAGGAUUUUGGAUUAAACAACGAUAAAAUCAAAAUCAGUUCUGUUUUGAUUGGAAUUUUUUAUUUUUGUUUUGUUUUUCAUUUACACUUUCAUAAUCAUUGGCCGUAAAAAACAACAUUAAUAAAUUUUGUGAAAUUGAACAUGGAAUUAAAUUUCAUCUUUCUAUUUUUUCUGUUUCAAUCAUCAUUAUUAUUUAUUGUCGAUGGAAAAUCACAAUUCAAUCAUCAACGACAACAGCUGCAACGAUUUCAGAAAUUAAAUUUCAAACUAAUGAAUAGUACCGAAAAAAAUGUUGCCAUUCCGUUGAUCGAGAAUCAAAAUUGGAUAUGUUCAUUCAUACGAGAUAAUUGUGGUAUAAUUAAUCAAAAAUUAUUAAUGAAUUUUACCUUAAUAACCAAUGGAACUUUAUGCAAUGAACGUGGUGUUUAUAUGCUUAAUAUUGAACCAACCAGACGGAGUCGAGGUUCUCGUCUAAUAACUCCUUAUUUUCAAACAAGUUUUUCACUUAAAUCAUCAUGGUAUCAACGACGUUGUUUAAAAUUACGUUAUAUGGUGUUUGGUGAUAAUGUUGUCGACAAGAUUAUCAUCUGGCAACAAGAUAUGGCCAAUCGAAUUAUUUGGCAAGGUCGACCAAUUUCCGAUGGUCAUUGGCAAACUAUACAAAUUCAUUUAAAUUUUCUUCCAAAAAUUGCAAGCCGAUUUUUCAUCGAAAUACAAACUUUAUAUGCAACCGGAUUCUUUGCAUUGGCAAAAAUUAGCAUCGAAAAUUAUUGCGGUAAUAAAUGAAAAUGAUUUUGAAAAAGAAAAUUAAUU